This is a messenger RNA of Ophidiomyces ophidiicola, 1092 nucleotides long. RefSeq lists its product as uncharacterized. NCBI's taxonomy places the organism in Eukaryota, Fungi, Ascomycota, Eurotiomycetes, Onygenales, Onygenaceae. The transcript has 3 exons. Gene Ontology annotation, cellular component: Set1C/COMPASS complex. The record is from RefSeq and is a predicted model, not a curated record. Gene Ontology annotation, molecular function: protein binding; chromatin binding. The coding region runs from base 1 to 1092 and encodes 363 amino acids.
AUGGCCGAAACUGCGACUACUAGUGGCCCUCCUCAGGCAACAAUGAAGGUCUCAGAUGUUAUCUCCAAUUAUCGUCCAUCGAAAAUAUUUCGAGGAAACACCAGAUCAGAUGGCCAGCAAUUCGUCACUUCAGUUGACUUUGACGAUCAAGGCGAGUAUCUCGUUGCCGCGAGCGAUGAUGAGAUGAUACAACUGUUUGAUAUAAAGGAAGGGAAACCGACGAAGACUGUGCCUAGUAAAAAAUACGGGGUCCACCUUGCUAGGUUUACCCAUCACUCCCGACAAGUGUUGCAUGCUAGCACAAAGGUCGAUGAUUCCUUACGGCUUCUCGAUCUCCAUAACGAGAGCUACCUUCGCUACUUUACUGGCCAUACAGACAAGGUGACAUGUCUCGCAUUAAGCCCCGGUACAGACGCUUUUCUUUCAUGCUCCAAGGAUGACAGUGUUGCGCUAUGGGACCUGAAUUCCAGAAACGCGCAAGGAAGACUUAAGCUAGCGACUCCAUAUUUAGCAGCAUUUGACCCAUCUGGCAGCGUUAUCGCCAUUGCGUCACAAUCUACUUCAUCAAUAUUGCUCUACGACUAUCGGAAUUAUGAUAAACAACCGUUUGCGACCUUUGACAUGGCGCCGCACGAAGAUAGAUAUGCCCAAACAACCAGAGGCAGGGCGUGGAAUAAACUUGAAUUUUCGAAUGAUGGAAAGCAUAUCCUGCUCGGAACGGAUCUUCAUGGCCAUUUUGUUCUCGAUGCUUUUGAAGGACAUGUCAAAGCAUUCUUGGUUGGCAAGUCGGGGGUAACAGGACGAGCAGCUCCAGUGUCUAAUUCUGGAAAGCCUCUAAGCCAAGGCGAUGUCUGCUUUACCCCAGAUGGUCACUAUGUGAUUGGUGGCGCAGGGGAACAGUCCGAUAUGCUGGUAUGGGAUGUGAACCAAGCCCCCGACUCCAACCGUUUCCUCCAGGCCAUGGUUCGUUUACCACAUCGUGGCAAAACUGCCAUUGUGCAGGCAAACCCCAGGUACAAUAUGCUGGCUAGUGCGGAUAAGGAAAUUGUGUUUUGGUUACCCGAUGAUAGCGCAAAGCACUCCGAAAAAUGA